Messenger RNA from Eutrema salsugineum, 1181 nucleotides. Its product is annotated as bidirectional sugar transporter SWEET4. Gene Ontology annotation, cellular component: membrane. Bases 247 to 996 code for a protein of 249 amino acids. NCBI's taxonomy places the organism in Eukaryota, Viridiplantae, Streptophyta, Magnoliopsida, Brassicales, Brassicaceae. The transcript has 6 exons. Gene Ontology annotation, biological process: carbohydrate transport. The record is from RefSeq and is a predicted model, not a curated record. Gene Ontology annotation, molecular function: sugar transmembrane transporter activity.
GGUCGUUUUCAUUUCAAUUCCUUAAACUUCUUGAGUUUCGCUUCGUCAUCACAAUACAUAUAUACACUUACUUAUAUGCGUAUCUGUAUUUAUACCACCUCAUCGUGUAUCUAUAAAUAUAAGCAAAAACCAUACAGACUUUACCAAAUUACAUCUUUCUCUCUCUCUCUCUCUCGCUCUUUCUCUCUCUCUCUCUCUUCUGUUCUUGCUUCUUGUUCUUGAACGGAAUUUGCUUUAUCUAGUGAAAUGGUUAGCGCGACAGUUGCGAGAAACAUUGCCGGCAUUUUUGGAAAUGUCAUCUCCUUGUUCUUGUUCCUAUCUCCCAUACCAACAUUCAUAACGAUAUACAAGAUGAAGAGGGUGGAGGAGUACAAAGCCGACCCAUACUUAGCCACUGUGCUAAAUUGCGCACUAUGGGUCUUUUAUGGCUUACCAAUGGUGCAUCCAGAUAGUCUACUUGUGAUCACAAUUAAUGCCACUGGUCUUGCCAUUGAACUCUUCUAUCUCUCUAUCUUCUUCUACUUUUCUCCCAACCCUCGCAAGGUGAAAGUGGGGCUAUGGCUGAUAGGAGAGAUGGUGUUUGUAGGAAUAGUAGCCACAUGCACAUUGCUAUUGUUCCACACACAUAACCAGAGAUCCUCUUUUGUAGGAAUUAUUUGUGUCGUUUUUGUUAGCAUCAUGUAUAUUGCUCCUCUCACCAUCAUGAGUAAGGUAAUCAAGACCAAAAGUGUGAAGUACAUGCCGUUCUCUCUUUCACUUGGCAACUUUCUCAACGGUGUCAUUUGGGUUAUUUAUGCCCUUAUUAAAUUCGAUCUUUUCAUUUUGAUUGGAAAUGGACUGGGAACCGUAUCAGGAGCAGUACAACUUAUACUCUAUGCUUGUUAUUACAAGACAACACCAAAAGAUGUUGAAGAAGAUGAGGAAGGUCUUUCUAAGAUUAACUCUCAGUUACAACUCAGUGGCAACCAUGGACAAACUAAACGAGUUUCGGCUUGAAUAUAUACUUUAGAUUAAUAAAAGAUGCAGUUAGUUUUUUAAGUCCUUUUUAUUUCAAGCCUUCGGGUGACUUAACUAUACGUUAAGUAACGAUAUCAUAUUUCGUGUAUGGAAUUGAAACUCCUUUUUCGUCUAAGAAAGAUAUUAACUAUUAUAUGCUACACAUAUAAAUAGGUGUAUGUAGA